Molecule: messenger RNA, 3546 nt
Organism: Sebastes umbrosus (honeycomb rockfish)
Lineage: Eukaryota; Metazoa; Chordata; Actinopteri; Perciformes; Sebastidae
Gene: ano10b
Product: anoctamin 10b
Exons: 16
Coding region: 211-2304 (697 amino acids)
Biological process (GO): chloride transmembrane transport
Cellular component (GO): plasma membrane
Molecular function (GO): chloride channel activity
Source: RefSeq, a predicted model, not a curated record
CAUAUAAACCAAACAACCCUCCACACCCUGCAGUCUCUGGAAGUUCCUCCGCAUUCCUGCCAUAUACACACACACAGACACAUACAUACUCACAGAGGCUGGGUAAGUGUGUGCAGACAGUGAGAGUGUACAGGAGUUUGGAGGGGGUGUGGGCCUGCUGUAGGACCAGAGACCAGAACCUCAUCAUCAACGUCCCCUGCCAGUCUCAGCAUGAGUAAGGCAGACGGUGAUGAAGGUGGCGGUGGCAGCAGUGAAACAGCCCAGCAGCCGGAGGAAAAGACUCCAGCGGAGGGGCUCCUGAGCAAACUGAGUGCUGCCACCAUCGGACCAGGCUGGACUAAAGUCAGUUGUCCCUGCUGUGUGUCGGAGCGGGUCGAGCCGCUGGUUCUGGUGAAGCUCGGAGAGAAAGUUCGCCCUGAGACGAAAAGGUGGCUCAUCAAAGUGAUCGGAGCUCCUCAGAAAGAUGGAGGUGCUGGUUUAUUGGCCCAUCCGGGCGAGGAUGCCAGUGGUGACAUCAUUGUGGUCUCUGUCCCACGCUGUACGUUACUUAAAGCCACUGAAGAGCUGGGUCUAUGUAAGACUUACCGCAGCGGGGACAUGGAGGCCUUCUCCUACCACGACAGAGACAACUUUAAAGAUUCAGACAACAUGGAGGUAUUCCUGACCCUGGCGGAGCGGCAGUACAUAGUGAAAUAUGAACUGGAUGGUCUGCGAGCGCAGAGAGACCUGAGGAUACCCGGCCUGUCUGACAGCUACACACUGCAUCACCGUGACAACAUCUGGCAGAAGCUUGUGUCAGCUGGUGUUAUUGUGGACUCGUUUCCCCUCCACAACCCGGACCAACUGAAGGAUCUCAGUGAGGCCUGGUACUCUGGGAAUCAGCUGGCUCAGCCGCUGGAUGCAGUCAAUGGGUAUUUUGGAAGCUCUGUGGCUUUCUACUUCAGUUUCCUCGAUUUCUACACGUGGUCUCUGCUCCCACCAGCGAUACUGGGCCUGGCCAUCACAUACUUCUCAGGUGAGGUUCAGAAGGAGAUGGAGGAGUCAGUCUCGGCCUCACCGGUCACAGAUGUAGAAGAGGACUCAGGACCAACCGUCGGCGGUCACAUGAUCCAGGCGGUCUUCAGCAUGCUUUGGUCCACGGUGGUUAUGGAGAUGUGGAAGCGUCGGAGCUCCACCCUGUCCUACCGCUGGGGGACCCUGCACCUCGCCGAGCGCUUUGCAGAGCCCCGACCCGGUUUCCACGGCGACGUCGGGGUCAACCCUGUGACGGGUCGCAUGGAGCCUCUCUUUCCUGAAUGGCAGAGGGACCUGCGCAUGGCACUGGUGUCGGUCCCGGUGGUGGGGCUCUUUCUAGGGUUGGUGCUACUGGGUAUGCUGGGCUUCUACUGGGGGGAGGCCCAGGUGCAACAGCUACACACAGACUGGGACUCCCUACUGUCUCAGACUUUGAUCUACAUGCCCUCAGUGCUUCACAUCCUCUACACUAAUGUGCUAUCAACUCUUUACAGGACGGUGGCACAGUCUCUGACUGAAUAUGAGAACCACAGAGAGCAGUCUGCCUUCGAGAACCAUCUGACAGCCAAAAUCUUGGUGUUCACCUUCUUCAACUACUUUGCAGUGCUCUUCCACAUCGCCUUCUUCAAGCAGGACGUGCCUUUGCUUCGUAAGCGUCUCGCGUCUUUGCUGAUAGUGACCCAGCUGAUCAACCAGGUGACAGAGGUGGUCAUACCCUUCUUGGUGGACCGGUUCAUCAGCGCCCCCCGUAGGACAGAGAGUGAAGACGACCCACCGGAGGACAAAUUUAGGAACCAAGGCACCCUGCCUGUUUUCCCUGGCUUGUUUGCAGAGUACAUCGAGCUCCUUGUGCAGUUUGGGUAUUUGAGUCUUUUCUCCUGCGUGUAUCCUCUGACGGCCGUGCUGCUGCUCAUCAAUAACCUAACGGAGAUCCGAUCGGACGCCUACAAGAUUUGCAAACUCUUCCGGAAACCCUUCUGCCCCCCUGUGGCCAACAUGGGCGUGUGGCAGAUUGCUUUCGAGGUCCUGAGUUUUGUCUCUGUCGUGUCCAACUGCUGGCUGCUGCUGCUGUCCCCAUGGUUACAAGAGCUGUGUAAGGGGGGCGGGAUGAACAGCACAAACGUCCUGCUGUUGGCUGUUUUGGUGGAGCAUGUGCUGAUCUUGGUUAAGAUGGUUAUGGCGGUACUGAUCCCUGAUGAACCGGACUGGAUCCGUAAAAAGAGAGAGCAUAUUGAGUACACAUCCAUGCAGGCCCUGAGAGAGCAGAAACUGCAUUCUGAGGAGUCUUGAUUGCGUUGAGGUGUUGCUUCAUGUAGUCCUGUGCUGGGCUGCUAUAACCAGAAGAAUAGUACCAACCUCAGUGUUGUGUGGACCCACAGAGGAGAAGAGGGUCCACAAUGCAUACUGCUGUGCCCCUAAUACCGCCCCUGUACACUUUAGUGUUUCUGCUGAUCUCACUAAUUAACAUGGUGCUUCUGCAAUGUACGCCAUUUGAAAUGCACACUGAUAUUACAUGUACAGUGCAAGUGGAAUUGAAACAGCUGCUACAUUUUUUUUUUAAAAUAUUAGACUGCAAAUGGAAUGUAUUGGUUAUGUGUGCAGACGCCCUUUAAAAAAAGACUAUGUUAUGAUAACGGAGGUUCUCACAGGGUUUGUUCAGAUUUAAUGAGGGAAAAGUGAAGUGCUCUUGUAAACUCACUCUGGCUACAGCAUGUACAGUCAAUAUUUAAAGUAGUAAGGGACAGACAGGACGGAGUAUUUGAUGUGACAGGCGGUCAAAGGCAGAAAGUGACAGUAUACUUGACAAAACAUUUUUUUUGCCUGGAGUCAGGAGCGUUUUUGCUCAGAUUACCUAGUGAUAAGCUACAGUUAAUGAUCAGGAUUCAUAAUUAGAGGACAGUAUCAUCACUGGAGGGAUUAGGCUAUAAGAUAAGAUAAAACGACAAAACUGCUGUGCAGCAGUUGCAUUACAAAAUGGGAAGAGUGCAAGUAUAAAAGUCUUUAAGUCUAUAAGACAAAAAGCAACACAUAAAUGAAAGUCAGUCUUUAAAGCUACUUUAAAAGUGCUCUAUUUGAUAUCCAGAGCAUUAAUAUAGCAGCAAACAGCUAUUGUCUAUGUAAAGAUAUAGAGCAGUAAUGUCUACCUGAGCAGAGAGUGAAGCCACUCUCUCUCUGUGUGUGUUGUAAUCCGAGCUUCUCUGUGCUUUGUUGACAUAGCCGGGCCGGCCGUGCGUGCCUUCUAGUGCAUCUUCUGCACUUCUCUCAUACGUCGGUUACAGCUGAUAACGCCGUCCCAGCCAACAGUGUCAUCGUUGAAGCAUAGCGCCCAGCCACCGGUUCCCCCUCAGGGGAACACUGUUAGUUCCAUCAGCACUGUUACCAUUGUUGGCACUGUUAGCUGCGUGCUGCCGGCUCAGCUGUUGCCAUGUUGAGAGGCAAUAAAUAUGCUCUGAAUUUCACUUUUAGCACCUUUAAAGGUGCUAAAUUCGAUAUCCAGAGCAUUAAUAUAGCAGCAAAACACAAUUUGCUAUG